ACACGUUAGUCAUAGAGCAUUGGAGUGAGGUGUUUGCCAUUAAUUGUUCCAGCUACAUUUUAGAGUACAACUACCUGGAAUUUUCACAAACAAAUCAUAUAUAUAUAAUUAAAGAUGACUAAUGAAAAGGUAGAAUGGAGAAUCCAGGUAGAAGAUGGUCCAUGGAAGAGAGCUGGAAUUUCUUGCAGCAUGUGGUCAUUUAUUUCAAGUCUUUAUUCCAAGUUGUGCAAAUUUGUGAAGAAAGCUUGGGAGAUUGGUGUGAAUGACCCAAGAAAAUUCAUCCAUUGUUUGAAAGUAGGAAUAGCACUUACUGCUGUGUCACUUUUUUACUACUUGAAACCUUUAUAUGAUGGUGUUGGAAGAAAUGCUAUGUGGGCUGUCAUGACAGUGAUUGUAGUGUUUGAGUACACUGCUGGUGCUACAAUAUACAAAAGUGUAAACAGAAUAUUUGGAACUACCCUUGCCGGGCUUUUAGCCUUUGGUGUACAUUGGGUUGCUAGUAAAGCAGGAGAUCAAUGGGAACCUGUAAUUGUUGGAGCCUCACUCUUUUUACUAGCUUCAGCAACCACAUUUUCAAGAUUUAUACCAACUAUAAAGGCUCGUUUUGAUUAUGGUGCUCUGAUAUUUAUCCUCACUUUCAGUUUGGUUUCAGUAUCCGGUUAUAGAGUUGAUGAAUUGUUUAAUUUGGCACAACAAAGAAUUUCCACUAUUAUAAUUGGAACUUCAUUGUGCAUAAUCGUUAGCACCGCUGUUCUCCCUGUUUGGGCUGGUCUAGAACUCCAUGUUUUGGUCACCGGAAACCUCGACAAACUCGCCAACUCUUUGCAAGGUUGUGCAGCUCAGUAUUUUGAAGCACAAGCAGCAAGUGAGUCUAACAAAAAUUUGAUGGGCUACAAGUGUGCGCUAAAUUCCAAAGCAACAGAAGAAUCAUUGGCUAAUUUAGCUAGAUGGGAGCCUGCUCAUGGGCGUUUCAAUUUUCGUCACCCAUGGAAGCAAUACCUUAAAAUUGGGGCUACAAUGCGUAGCUGUGCUUCUUGCAUUGAUGCUCUUAUCGGUUGCAUAAAUUCAGAAAACAAGACCUCAGAUGACAUCAUGAAGAUUAUGAGCAGAACCUCUAUAAAAGUGGGAGACAACUCUGCAAAUGUCCUAAGAGAGUUGGCAAGUACAAUAAAGAAAAUGAAAAAAUCAAACAAACUUGAUAUUCUAGUCAUAGAGAUGAAUAAUGCAGCCCUAGAGCUUCAGAAUUUAUUAAAAUCUUAUCCAAACACACAAAAAAAUGCAAAAGAUGGUGAUGCAAAACUCGAAAUCCCAAUAAUAGAAUUAAUUCAAGUGGUCACAGUUGUUUCUUUGCUUAGUGAAAUUGUAGCUCGUGUAGAAGACAUUGUGAAAUGUGUUGAAGAAUUAUCAGAUUUAGCUAAGUUUAAACCAGAAAUGUCCAAAUGUGACAAGACCAAACAACAUUCAACAGACAACAAGAUCUCACCAGACCAACAGAAUGAUGAGGAGACAGUAAUCAAGACACUGCAGAUGGUUUGAAUAAUGAGGAAGCAAUAAGUAAUACAUCUAUUUGUGUAUAUAAACUUCGAUCCAUGACAUAUUACAUGAUACAUGUAUAAGAGAUCAGUUAUAUUAUAUACAAGAAGAAAAAUGGAAGAAAUAAUUACAAGCCAAUUAUGUGUAUGUCUAUGUGUAACGUACUUACCUCCAAAAAUCAUUAAU
Medicago truncatula (barrel medic) is the source of this 1719-nucleotide messenger RNA. Its product is annotated as aluminum-activated malate transporter 10. The record is from RefSeq and is a predicted model, not a curated record. Bases 115 to 1536 code for a protein of 473 amino acids. NCBI's taxonomy places the organism in Eukaryota, Viridiplantae, Streptophyta, Magnoliopsida, Fabales, Fabaceae. The transcript has 6 exons. Gene Ontology annotation, biological process: malate transport.